Messenger RNA from Erigeron canadensis, 2044 nucleotides. Its product is annotated as calcium-dependent mitochondrial ATP-magnesium/phosphate carrier protein 2-like. Gene Ontology annotation, molecular function: calcium ion binding; ATP transmembrane transporter activity. The transcript is spliced from 4 exons. Bases 185 to 1666 code for a protein of 493 amino acids. Gene Ontology annotation, biological process: transmembrane transport. Lineage: Eukaryota; Viridiplantae; Streptophyta; Magnoliopsida; Asterales; Asteraceae. The record is from RefSeq and is a predicted model, not a curated record.
AUUAUGCCACCCUCUAUUUUCUCGGGUCUUUCCAAUUAGUUGACCCGAAAAUCUCUUCUUUUUUUUUUCUUCCAAAUUUAAUCCUUUUCAAAGAUUCUUCCUUCAAAUCCAUAUAUAUAUAUAUAUAUAUUUAUAUCUAUAAUAUCAAUAUAUGUAUAUGUCAGUGUUGAUUAAUUAAAUAAUAAUGGCGUCAUCGGCGAUCAAACAUUCCGUCGACCACCACCACCACCGGCGGCCGGAAUGUUGUAAUCCGGUGAACAAAAAAGGACCAGUAACAAUAGAGCACGUGUUAUUAGCGUCACGAGAAACGAAAGAAGAACGUGAGUCACGGUUAAGAGGUUUAUUCAAUUUCUUCGAUACAUCAAAGACAGGGUAUAUAGAUUCGGCACAGAUUGAAAUAGGAUUAGCGGCGUUACAUAUACCGGCGUAUGCGAAAGAGUUGGUCAGGGUUUGUGAUGCAAAUAAAGAUGGAAGAGUUGAUUAUGAAGAGUUCAGGAAAUACAUGGAUCUCAAAGAGCUUGAAUUAUAUAGGAUUUUUCAAGAUAUUGAUGUUAAACACAACGGUUGUAUCUUGCCUGAAGAACUCUUUGAUGCUCUUCUUAAAGCUGGGAUAGAAAUUGAUGAUGAUGAACUAGCUAGCUUUGUGGAACGUGUUGAUAAAGAUAAUAAUGGAAUCAUAACUUAUGAAGAGUGGAGAGAUUUUCUUCUUCUAUAUCCUCACGAAGCAACUCUUGAAAACAUCUACCAAUACUGGGAAAGGGUUUAUCUUGUAGAUAUCGGAGAACAAGCAGUAAUCCCGGCGGGCAUUAAUAAACACGUUCACGCGAGCAAGUAUUUGAUAGCCGGUGGGGUUGCUGGGGCUGCUUCCCGGACAGCAACUGCACCUCUUGAUCGCCUCAAAGUGAUGCUUCAAGUUCAGACCUCUAAUGCUUCAAUUGCGUCUGCAAUUAAGACCGUGUGGAAAGAAGGCAGGGUUUUGUCAUUUUUUAGGGGUAAUGGAUUAAAUGUCGUUAAGGUUGCCCCUGAAAGUGCUAUAAAGUUUUACACUUAUGAAUUGCUGAAAAAUUUUAUUGGAGGGGAAGGGAAGGAUGAUAUUGGAACUUCUGGGCGGCUUAUUGCUGGUGGUCUGGCAGGUGCGGUUGCACAAACUGCUAUAUAUCCAAUGGAUCUGGUGAAGACUCGUUUGCAGACUUUUGUUUCAGGUCAUGGGAGGGUUCCUAGUUUGGGAAAGCUUUCGAAGGACAUAUGGGUUCAAGAGGGACCCCGUGCUUUCUAUAGAGGGAUUGUACCUUCCCUUUUUGGAAUUAUUCCUUAUGCCGGAAUUGAUUUAGCUGCUUAUGAGACUUUGAAGGAUAUGUCAAGAUCAUACAUUCUCGAGGACAAACCUGGUCCUUUGGUGCAAUUGGGAUGUGGGACGAUUUCGGGAGCACUUGGAGCCACCUUUGUAUACCCCCUACAAGUUGUCAGGACCAGGAUGCAAGCACAAACCCCUGGUGGAUCGACAGCUUACAAAGGGAUGUCUGAUGUGUUCAUGAAAACUUAUCAGAAAGAAGGUGCAAGAGGUUUCUACAAAGGACUUCUUCCAAAUCUUCUCAAAGUAGUACCAGCAGCUAGCAUUACAUAUUUGGUUUACGAAGCCAUGAAAAACACUUUAGAUCUUGAAUGAUUGUGCAUAAAAUUAUGGUAAUGCUGCUGAUGACAUGCUGACGAUGACGACAUAUAAGAAUAAAAAAUAAGAUACGGGUUGAUGAAGUAAUGACUACUGUUUGAGUUACAUAAUAGGUAUUAAUUUCCCGUUUGGAGAACAAGCGGGGUUUUGUAGCGAGAGGUUGCCUCCUGGUAUACUUUAUUCAUGAUUGUCUAUUUUAUGGGGACUAGAUAAUUGACCCAUGUAUACUUACACUAGGUCAUGCGCAAGUUGAAUGCAACUUGCUAAUUUUUUCUGAUAUCAAUACAUGUUGAAUUGUGAAAUAUUUGCAUUCUUGUAAUUGAUAUUCGUUGAGCUUAAUGAUAUCAAUGGGAUGAUCUGCAAUUGUUAGGAAAA